Closterium sp. NIES-67 is the source of this 1493-nucleotide messenger RNA. NCBI's taxonomy places the organism in Eukaryota, Viridiplantae, Streptophyta, Zygnematophyceae, Desmidiales, Closteriaceae. The record is from the annotation of a GenBank genome assembly.
UGCUGCAGCGGCCUGGUGGACGCGGGCGUGAGUGUGAUGGGCAGCCUGGCGGCCCCUGAGGUGACGGGCGCCAUCCGGCUGUCGCGCGGCAUCGCGUACCUGUCGCAGGAGAAGGACAGGGCCGACACCCCCUCCCCCUCCUCCGUGCCCUCCUCCCUGCUGCCCGCCCACCGCCGCAAGUCACCUGCACUCUCUGCUCCCACCAGUGCCGCUCCUGCCAAUUCAGCAGCACCGGAUUGGCUGCCUGCCAUGUCAUCGGCGGCCGCGUCUACAGCCAUGAAGCUGCCGCCUUCAGCCCCAGAGCAAGAAAGCACAUCUGCACUGCUAUCGUCCACCAGUGCCACUGCCACUUCUGCUAACUCUGCUGCUGCCGUGCCGCCUGCAACACUGCCAGCGCCCCCUGACCUCGCAUCCGCCCCCUCGGCGCCCGCCGCGCUGGUGCGGCUGAGGGGGCUGCAGGUGGCGCUGGGCCCGGAGCUGCGCGUGGUGUAUCCGCUCAUCCUCAACCUCGCCACGCGCGGCGACCUCGAGCUCAAUGGCUUCGCGGAGCCGCACCUUGUGCGCCCCUCUGGCACUCUCUUCUUCGAGAACGGCGAAGUCAACCUCGUUGCCACCCAGCUGCGGCUGAACCGCGACCACCCCAACUGUGCGCGGUUUGAGGCGGCGCUGGGCAUGGACCCGGUGCUGGACCUGAAGCUGGUGGGGGCGGACUGGCAGAUGCGCAUCCAGGGGCCCGCCAACCGCUGGCAGGACCACGUGGUGCUCACCACGCUGCCCAGGGGCGGCGAGGAGGAUGUGCUGUCGCCCGCGGAGGCCGCCAGGCUGUUUGAGAGCCAGCUGGCGGAGUCGCUGCUGGAGAAGGACGGCCAGCUGGCACUCAAGAAGCUGGCCGCCGCCACCGUGGAGACCCUCAUGCCCAAGAUCGAGAGCCGCGGGCAGUUCGGGCAGGCGAGGUGGCGCCUGGUGAGCGCGCCGCAGAUCCCCAACCUGCUCUCGCUGGACCCCACCUCCGAUCCCUUCCAGUCACUUGCCAACCUCUCCUUCGGCGCCGAGGUGGAAAUCCAAAUCGGCAAUAACCUCCAGGCAUCUGUGGUCCGGCAACUGCGCGAGAGUGAGAUGGCAACUCAAUGGAAACUGCUUUACCAGCUCAACUCCCGUUUACGACUUCUCUUCUCGUCAUUGUCGUCUAUGGAAAAACGGUUGUUGUUUGAAUAUUCCGCGUCGUCGCAAAAUUGACUAUUGUGGUGCUAAGGGCGAAUUCCUACAAAGUUGCAUCAGAAUCAGAAACGCGUGUAACUGAAAUGAACCACACUGAAACGCGAUUCAAACACUCGCACCGCACAGUACCGCAUGAUUCUGAUCCAACUUGAUUCUGAUCCUGAAUUCCGCCCGAAGUUUGGGUGCUGAAAUGUGGAGUGUUUGGCAUGCACGUAUUGGCUGUGCGUUAGUACUCUCCUCUCCACCGUGUGUUCAAUGAUGUUGGUUUGGAGGCC